AAAGAUACCAGAAAAAUAUUUGGAACUGCUAAGAGUUUUGCAGUUUUUGGUUUUUUUUUUCGGUUUUUGAAUGUUAAGUUGAAAAAUUGAGAAUAAGAGAUGAUUCUAUAAAUGGAUUUUAUGCAGGUGCUUUUACAUCUAUGAUCAUUUCUUUAAAUUUAAUGAGAGGUAGAGGGUUAAUUUGGGCUGGAUUUAGUGGAGGCUUAAUGGGAAUGGUUUUUUAUUAGUUUUAGUUUAUUUUUGGACAUUGA
This is a messenger RNA of Ichthyophthirius multifiliis, 251 nucleotides long. RefSeq names its product mitochondrial import inner membrane translocase subunit tim17 family protein, putative. NCBI's taxonomy places the organism in Eukaryota, Ciliophora, Oligohymenophorea, Hymenostomatida. The annotation marks the transcript as partial. The record is from RefSeq and is a predicted model, not a curated record. The transcript has 3 exons.